This is a messenger RNA of Paramecium octaurelia, 249 nucleotides long. Lineage: Eukaryota; Ciliophora; Oligohymenophorea; Peniculida; Parameciidae. The record is from the annotation of a GenBank genome assembly.
AUGGAUAUGGCACUGUAUUAGUCAGAAAAACCCCUCAAUCUCAAAUGGAGGCGGUUAGGGUUCUUAACAGUGGCGAAUCUUUCGGUGAAUUAGCCUUGUUACACAAAUAACCAAGACUUACCACUAUUUCAUGUAAUAUAGAUUACAAUUUCGCCAUCCUGGAUAAACACUAAUUUAAACAUAUUUUAUAAGAAGAAUAAUAAAAAAACUGGAUUAAGUAAAAUUACUUUACUAUUUUAAGAAUAUUGA